Messenger RNA from Protobothrops mucrosquamatus (brown spotted pit viper), 1946 nucleotides. It is a transcript of the gene CEP43, whose product is annotated as FGFR1 oncogene partner. Gene Ontology annotation, cellular component: centrosome. The record is from RefSeq and is a predicted model, not a curated record. Gene Ontology annotation, biological process: microtubule anchoring. The transcript has 13 exons. Bases 46 to 1203 code for a protein of 385 amino acids. NCBI's taxonomy places the organism in Eukaryota, Metazoa, Chordata, Lepidosauria, Squamata, Viperidae. Gene Ontology annotation, molecular function: protein binding.
GGUAGAUCGCGGCUACAGUUUAGGCGGUUGUCAGGGAGAAGCAAGAUGGCGGUGGCGACGACGGAGGAAGAUACGGAGCUGAGAGAUCUCCUCGUGCAGACGCUGGAGACGAGCGGGGUGCUCAACAAAAUCAAGGCAGAAUUGCGGGCAGCUGUAUUUUUAGCACUUGAAGAGCAAGAAAAAGUAGAGAAUAAAACUCCUCUGGUAAAUGAAAGUUUGAAAAAGUUUUUAAGCACAAAAGAUGGCCGAUUGGUGGCUAGUCUUGUUGCUGAAUUUCUUCAAUUCUUCAAUCUUGAUUUUACUUUAGCUGUGUUUCAACCUGAAUCAAGCACAUCAAAUGGACUUGAACCUCGAGAAAGUUUAGCUCAAGACUUGGGUAUUUUAGAACCUAAAGCCCCAGUAGAUGGGCCCUUGCUACUGGAAGUGGUCAGAAGAUGUCAGCAGAAAAAAGGCUUUUCUAACAGUGGAGACGUAGCUCCAGUAAUAUCUGAAAAUGUACAUUCACCUCCAAAAUCAUCAGAUGAAAGAUCUAACAUACUUUCAGUGCCAAGUAAGAUACCAAGGUAUAAAGGACAUCGUAAACAGAAAAGGUGCUUGAACACAACUGAGCAGGUUGUUGAAACCAGUCAUAGCGAUACAAGCAUUUUGUCUGGAGAAGCAAAGAGCAAAGGCAGCAUUCACUUCUUACCAAAUGAAAUAAAAGUAAUUUCUGAACCAAACAAAGAAAUAGAUACCAAAGAAAAAAAUAAUCUAGCAGCAGAAGAGGAUGCAGAGGGUGAUUCUUUCUUUGAUGAUCCAUUACCAAAACCAGAACAGUCAUAUGGUUGGAAAAACGAUUACAACAAAGCAGCAAAUGUUGCAUCUCUUUCUGAUUCAUUACCUGUAAAGAGUGGGCUGAAUUCUUUGAGUGGAGUACCUCCAUUAAAGGAGUCUGACAAUGCAAAUUCAAUUUUGAAAGAUGUAAAGAUGGUGAAUUCUAAACUUGGAUCUCUUGAACUGGGAGAGGAAGAUGAAUAUAUUGAUGAUUUUAACAGCACCAGUCAUCGGUCAGAGAAAAGUGAAGUCAGCAUUGGUGAAGAAAUAGAUGAUAUUUCUAUGGAAUUAGAAGACUUCAUUACUAAUGAAAAACUUGAAGACCUCACACAAGACUUCACUGUUUCUCAGUUAAGCGUUGAAGCAGAUUACCUAGAGGAUGUUGCAUGAAUAGAGAGCAGAAAUCUUAAAUGGUGGGACUGUCGACCUUUGUAGACUGUAUUUUAAGACAAUCAAUCUUCUGAAAUAUCCCCUCACAAAUUGUGCCUUUUAUUUCAAGAGAAAAAAAUAAAACAACCCAACAAAGCUGGAGAGGGGGAAGAUUUUAAGCUCGCAAAGAAUGGAGUUUAAUACUGCUAACUAGUUCAACUAAGGUAGAAGUUAGGUCCCAGAGAGACGUCUGUUGCAGGCGACAGACACGCCACCAUUUGAUUUAUAAACAUUCGUAAGGGAAGAAAUUGAUAAAGCAUAUGAAGAAUGGCAGAUGUGGUUUAAUGUUAUGGCAACUAUCUAGUUUUUUUUAGCUGAAGAAACUAAGAAAAUUCAGCAGAGUUGCUAUUUUGUUGACUCAGUUAUCAGUUUUCAGUAUAAUUUAUCUUUUAGCUACUGAAGUUAUUUUAGUUGACAGGGCAUAAUUGACAAGAUUCUCAAAAUGGCAAUAGAAUACCUAACUUGAGGUAUAUUACAUAUUAGUUCUGAAUUAUGAAUCCCUCAGGAUUUCUAGCAAGUUGACCUUUUUUGCAGCUUUUGAGUGUUUAGUUCUGUGUGGCCAAGAUUGCUAAGUACUUCUGAAUAUUGCCGCUGAAAUAUGAGCCUUAACUUUAAACCUAUUUUUAUAUAUAUAUUAAAACAUUGUUACCAUUUUGUUUUAAUUUAAUGAAAAUUAUAAAUGAUUAUUAGCAUGUUUUUUUUCU